ACGACAGAAAGACUCUACAAUCGAUGUGACAGAGGAUGGCUACAGCAGUUGUGAAUUGACUUGAACUACGCGACAAUCCGAUUCCCUUUAAUUCUCUCUUUUUGGCUUUCUGGAGACUGCGCUUCGACUAUGGCCGAUUAUUCACAAUGGAAGGUCACCGAUCUAAAGGCGGAGUUGAAGCGACGCGGUAUUCCGCAGACUGGCCUGAGAUUGAAGCAGAAUUUCGUCGACCGACUGAUUGAGGACGAUGCAAAUUCCGGACCGGGUGGUGUAGAGGAGGCCCAGGCGAAGAGCGAUGACCAAGCCGAACCGAAGACGAGCGAUGCGCCCGAUGGAGAAGGAGCUCAGACCGAUAGUCAGGAAGCUGCGCCGGAAGGUGUCGUCGCUAAGGAACCGAGACAAACAGAGGAGGAUGUGACGGGAAAGCCCGAGGACAAUGAUCAAAAGGAGGAGGAGGAGGAGGCAUCCGAGCAUCCGCCGGAUAAGACAGCUGCGUCGCCGGUGCAAGAGAAGGAGGUUGAACCUGCUGGACCGGAAAUGCCUCCUGCAGCCGCAGAGCCAGUCACUGAAGCCCCCAAGGCUACUGAGGAUUCUGCGAUUGCCGACGUCCAGCCAGAGACGGCUGAUGGGGGGGAAUCGCGUGCUGAAGAGGCCGGGAGGACAGGUACACAGGUUUCAGAAACCAAUACUGGACUGUCAACACCGCUGCCAAUGGAAGAAGUGCUUGAAGACGCUCGCAAGCGGAAACGCCGCAGUCCAAGUCCUGUUCCAACACCACGGACUCUUGCGAUCAAGAGAGCUAGGAUUGAAGAAAAGGACGAGGAUCCUCAAGUAAACUUGAAGGAAGAUGCUAGCGUCGAGGAGACCUUUCCAGUGGAGGAUGCUCAGCCAACCUCCGAGCCUCGGGAAAAGGAGGCCUCUGAGGAACGGGACGUCCCGAGACGACCCUCGGUUACAGAAGAUGCGCGCUUAAAGAAACAGGAUGCACGGUUCAAGGGUCUUUUUGCUGCAACAGAGCGAGAGCCGACACGUCCUACAUCUCCGCCGGCGGAUGCGGGAACGGGCGAUGCAGAGGUGGAGGCAGCGCUGCAUGUGGCAACAGCAGCGCUCUAUAUCGAUGGCUUGAUGCGGCCCCUCCAACCCAAUGGUCUCCGAAACCAUCUGGUCAAUCUCGCGUCCGCACCGGGAACCUCGCCGAACCCAGACGUGAUUCUGCAUUUCUACCUAGACCAGAUCAAAACCCACUGCUUUGCCACCUUUGCCAGCGUUUCGGCCGCCUCGCGCGUCCGGUCUGCUCUACAUGGGACCGUCUGGCCGAAUGAACGCAACCGAAAAGUCCUCUUUGCCGAUUUUGUUCCAGAGACGCAGGCACAGAAAUGGGUCGAUACCGAGGAGCAAGCCCAACGGCGCGGCGGGUCGCUCCUGCGUUGGAUCGUCAAGUACGAGCCCACGGAUCAUGGCGUCGAAGCCGUUCACCAGGAAGUCGAUGCCAGAGCCGCGGCAGGGAUCAAUCAACCGCGCAAUCGAGACCAGUUAGCAGCCCCUCUCGCACCUCCCACUGGACCUCGGGGCAGCAUCAGCCAGCGAGACCGCCGACCGAGUACCCUGCCAGCGCCCAGCGAGCCCUCUUCGCGGCCAGGACAAGGCUUCAAAGCGCUGGACGAUCUAUUCUCCUACACCAAAACCAAGCCUAAGCUAUACUACCUCCCGGUGGCCCGCGAGGUGGCCGACCGGCGACUGGAUCGGUUCGACGAACUUGUACGUAAGGGGUCGUUCCCCCGCCAUGGAGGCGAUGAGAUGCGACGGAUCUCUUUCGAGGACACCGAUCAGUUUGUGGACAAUGGACCUGAAUACCCUGAUUUCGGCCAGCGCAACCGCCCUCGCCGACGCGGUCGUGGUGGUGGUGGUCUAGGAAGCUCGUGGCGAGGUCGAGACUGAGAUACGUCAAUGACCAACCAAAAAUCACGCUUCUUUUGUAUUUCUAUGGUGUCCUUACAGAAUAGUUCUCUAUCAAAAUCUAUAGUCUCGACGCGUGGCCUGUCUUGUCUCCGCCUCGGCCUGUUUUACGCGGCCUAUGGCUUAACAGUAGCACCUAGGUAGGUAACUAACUACUAGGUAGGUACCUAAAUAAAUAAUUAACCAGUUAAUAACCA
Messenger RNA from Penicilliopsis zonata CBS 506.65, 2153 nucleotides. RefSeq lists its product as hypothetical. Lineage: Eukaryota; Fungi; Ascomycota; Eurotiomycetes; Eurotiales; Aspergillaceae. Gene Ontology annotation, molecular function: nucleic acid binding. The transcript has a single exon. The record is from RefSeq and is a predicted model, not a curated record. The coding region runs from base 130 to 1938 and encodes 602 amino acids.